This is a messenger RNA of Aspergillus steynii IBT 23096, 1942 nucleotides long. Its product is annotated as putative diacylglycerol O-acyltransferase (DgaT). Gene Ontology annotation, molecular function: diacylglycerol O-acyltransferase activity. Gene Ontology annotation, biological process: triglyceride biosynthetic process. The record is from RefSeq and is a predicted model, not a curated record. The coding region runs from base 289 to 1803 and encodes 504 amino acids. Gene Ontology annotation, cellular component: endoplasmic reticulum membrane. The transcript is spliced from 4 exons. Lineage: Eukaryota; Fungi; Ascomycota; Eurotiomycetes; Eurotiales; Aspergillaceae.
UGCCAACCCCGCCGUCGUUUGGUUGGCUUUCCAUGCUAUAAUUACCUGCUCGCCUCCCCCUCUUCCCCCCUUUCUCGUAAUCUUUUCGUGUCCUUUGUCAUGAGUGACCAGUCCGAGGCCUGGCCCGAGGGAUUUCUGUCCUAUGUUCCGAGCUAUCUCCGCAAUUGAGUCGAGAAUCAGCGAGAUCGUGAGCGUUCGCCCAGCUAUCGGCGUGGGUGUUUCUUUCGCGCUACAGGGUCGACUACGAUUGGGCUCUAUAAGCCAGUAAUUCUCCAACAACGUACAACCAUGACUGAAUCCAAGACGUCCGCGUCCCGGAACGCCGACAAUGCCUCGAGCAGCGGGGUUUCAUACUCAAAGCCUAUGAAUGGUACUUCUGUCCGUACCGACGCUUCUUCCGUGACUCCCGAGAGCACCAAAGGCAGCAAGGGCAAGAGAAGAAGUAAAUACCGGCAUGUCGCAGCAUACCACUCGGAGGUGCGACACUCCAGCUUGAGUCGGGAUUCCGAUGCCUCGACCAGCUUCCUAGGGUUUCGGAACCUCAUGGUCAUCGUUCUAGUUGCGAUGAACCUUCGAUUAAUCAUUGAAAACUUCAUGAAAUACGGGGUUCUCAUUUGUAUCAAAUGCCACGACUAUCGCAAACAGGAUGUCGUGCUGGGCACGAUGCUUUUCUCCCUGGUCCCAUGCCAAUUGUUCAUCGCCUACGUUCUUGAGCUGUUUGCCGCAGGACGAGCCAAGCAGACCGUCGGGCGGAAGAAGAAGGACGGAUCAGCCGAGGGAGACGAGCGAGACCAGCGGGCGUUUCGCACGAUCUGGCGGUUCACCUUGUUCUUCCAUAUCGUGAACACCCUUCUCAACCUCGCCGUCACCAGCUUUGUCGUCUACUACUACAUCCAUCACCCCGGAAUCGGUACUGUCUGCGAAGUCCACGCGCUCAUCGUUGCGCUCAAGAACUGGUCCUAUGCCUUUACCAACCGCGACCUUCGUGAGGCGAUGCUCAAUCCGUCCGCGGAGUCGGCCAUUCCCGAACUAUACUCGUCCCUUCCGUAUCCUCGAAACAUCAGUCUGGGGAACUUGACGUACUUUUGGCUCGCACCGACCUUGGUUUACCAGCCUGUUUAUCCCCGGUCGCCGCGCAUCCGCUGGUCGUUUGUCGCGAAACGUCUGUUCGAAUUUCUCGGUUUGUCCGUGUUUAUCUGGCUUCUCUCGGCCCAGUAUGCCGCCCCGGUGCUGCGCAACUCGAUUGAAAAAAUCGCCGUGAUGGAUAUUGCGUCGAUCUUGGAACGGGUGAUGAAGUUGUCCACGAUUUCUCUCGUCAUCUGGCUUGCCGGGUUCUUUGCCCUUUUCCAGUCGUUCUUGAAUGCUCUGGCCGAGAUCAUGCGAUUUGGCGACCGCGAAUUCUACACAGAUUGGUGGAACAGCUCGAGUCUUGGGGCCUACUGGCGGUCAUGGAACCGACCGGUGUAUCUCUUCAUGAAGCGACAUGUGUUCUCCCCCAUGGUCGGAAGAGGGUACAGUCCAUUUGCGGCCAGUGUGGUGGUGUUCACCCUCUCCGCUCUCUUGCAUGAAUUGCUCGUGGGGAUCCCCACUCACAAUGUCAUCGGCGUUGCGCUUGCCGGGAUGUUGUUUCAGCUUCCGCUGAUCGCCAUCACGGCUCCAAUGGAGAAGAUGAAGGACCCACUGGGUAAGGUUAUCGGGAACUCCAUCUUCUGGGUGAGCUUCUGCCUUGUAGGGCAGCCUCUGGGAGCGCUGCUGUACUUUUUUGCCUGGCAAGCGAAAUAUGGCAGUGUGAGCCGAAUGUAGUGAGGUGACUUGGGCAUAGAUUCGACAGGUCAGAAGAAAUAUUACUAUGGGGAUGUUUAAUCUGGUAAUCGGAGGAAGUUGUUGCAUGGUGGUUCAUUCCUGCUUCCGUAAAUAUAUACACGCAUAGAUUGGCGGAUUC